AUGGACACAAAACUCAUUUUUGCGACUAUUUCAGUGAUGAUUACUCUUUGUCUGGGUGACUUGGCCAGUGACAUCAGUACUCACACUGUUGAGCUUGAAUUUUACCGUCUACAAGUUGCUGAUUGGGAAACACACGGCAUGCAGACAAAAGUAGCAGCUAUCCUUGCAAGCGGAGCCAACAAUUACUGCAGCGCCAACCCAAAUAUCUGUGGCUUUGUCACUUGUUGUGAUGGCACUGCAUUCAAAGAAAUAAAUAUUGGCAAAGAUGCGAAUGCUGCAGUAAAUGAGGAGAAGAACAUGCUCUUCAGCUUCCACAUCACCAUUCCAGAUGGAUCAUCGCUAGUUGUCAAUGAAACUUACGUCCUUACAUCAGCUGUUGUCAUCAGAAUUGUUGAGAAUGUGAGGAUAGAUGUCUUCAACUCUAUCGGUUACUACAUAACAUGGGCAGACGAGACCUACUUUGGCGUUCCUACGACCCGUACCGAAAACAUAAUCCUCACCAUUAUUGCCUUUCUUGUCCUCAUCAUCGUCAUUAUCAUCGCACUUUUCCUCCAUUUUUGGAACAAGAGGCGUGAACACAAUGAAAAGUUGAUGAAGAAGAUAGAGGAUAAGAAAGCAAAAAAGAACAAGAAGAAGGGUGAAGAGGAGGAAGGGAAGGCAGGAGAGGGAUCUGGGGAAGGGUAUAAAAUAGAAAAAGAGACUGGACCUAUCCCUGUACCCGACAAAUUGAAAUCAAUUUAUGGAGGUGAAAAAGAGGCAGGUGCCAGCAAGCUUCCUUCCUCAAAAGCCAAGGGAAUCGUUAGUGAUACUGAUUCGGCAAUCAAGAUGGAUGACCCAAAGUCAAAUGGUGACAUCGAGGAAUCAGCUGCUCGACGUCAAGCAGAAAAAAGUCAUGCACUACCUCCUCUGAAGACUUCAGAGGCAAGAAAGGAGGAUGAGGUAGAUGAGAAGAAGAAGAAAAGGAAGGCAAAGAGAAAGCACAGGAAGUCAAAGAGGACAGCCAAUGAAAAUGCAGGGUACCAACCACAGUCUGACGACGAGGUUACAGAUCUUUAG
Messenger RNA from Ylistrum balloti, 1056 nucleotides. RefSeq lists its product as uncharacterized. The transcript is spliced from 7 exons. The record is from RefSeq and is a predicted model, not a curated record. Bases 1 to 1056 code for a protein of 351 amino acids. NCBI's taxonomy places the organism in Eukaryota, Metazoa, Mollusca, Bivalvia, Pectinida, Pectinidae.